This is a messenger RNA of Emericellopsis cladophorae, 1632 nucleotides long. RefSeq names its product brix domain-containing protein 2. Lineage: Eukaryota; Fungi; Ascomycota; Sordariomycetes; Hypocreales; Bionectriaceae. Gene Ontology annotation, molecular function: GTP binding; rRNA binding; GTPase activity. The transcript is spliced from 10 exons. Bases 1 to 1632 code for a protein of 543 amino acids. Gene Ontology annotation, cellular component: nucleolus. The record is from RefSeq and is a predicted model, not a curated record. Gene Ontology annotation, biological process: ribosomal large subunit assembly; rRNA processing.
AUGGCUAACGACGAAUAUGAUUUCCUCUUCAAGGUGGUGUUGAUUGGUGAUUCUGGUGUCGGAAAGUCCAAUCUGUUGAGUCGAUUCACCCGUAACGAGUUCAACAUCGAUUCCAAGUCCACCAUCGGCGUCGAGUUCGCGACCCGCUCGAUCCAAGUCGACUCCAAGACAAUCAAGGCGCAGAUCUGGGAUACUGCCGGCCAAGAGCGCUACCGCGCCAUCACGUCGGCCUACUAUCGCGGUGCUGUUGGCGCACUUCUCGUUUAUGACAUCAGCAAGCACCAGACCUACGAAAACGUCACCAGAUGGCUCAAAGAGCUGCGUGAGCAUGCGGACGCCAACAUCGUCAUCAUGCUGGUGGGAAACAAGAGCGAUUUGAGACACCUUCGAGCGGUGCCCACAGAGGAGGCCAAGGCGUUUGCCAGCGAGAACCACCUCUCCUUCAUCGAGACCUCUGCCCUCGACGCCAGCAAUGUCGAGCUGGCCUUCCAGAACAUCUUGACGGAAAUUUACCGUAUUGUGUCGAGCAAGGCACUUGACAGCGCGGACGGCGGCCAGGCACCCAUGGCCGGCACAGGCAUAAAGAUCGACCCGUCCAGAGAGAACGAGGCUCCCAAGGACGGCAAAUGCUUCAUGGCCGCCGUGUACAAGUCACUGUCCAAGUCGGACAAGUCAGCGAGCAAGAAGGCCGAUGGCCCUAGCAAUGGCAUCAAGAAGAACAGGCAGAGGGUUCUCAUCUUGUCCUCGCGAGGCGUCACCUACAGACAUCGCCAUCUCCUCAACGAUCUCGCGACUAUGCUUCCUCACGGUCGGAAAGACGCCAAAUUCGACUCCAAAUCGAAGCUUUACGAACUGAACGAGCUUUCCGAGCUGUACAAUUGCAACAACUGUCUGUAUUUGGAAGGCCGCAAAGGUCUUGACGGAUACCUUUUCCUAUCAGCUGUGCCAAACGGACCGACUUGCAAAUUCCAUAUCCAGAACCUACACACCAUGGAAGAGCUUCACUUCACCGGCAACUGCCUCAAAGGCUCGCGGCCGAUUCUGUCCUUCGACUCUACAUUCGAGAAAGAGCCCCACCUGCAAGUCAUCAAGGCUUUGUUCACGCGUACCUUUGGCGUUCCAGAGGGCGCUCGCAAGUCGAAGCCAUUCAUCGAUCAUGUCAUGGGGUUCACAGUGGCCGACGGCAAGAUUUGGAUCCGCAACUACCAGAUCAACGAAGAAGAGCAGUCGAAGGUCAAGAACGCCGCGGGCGAGGAGGAGAUCGAAACGACUGACAUGAGCCUCGUGGAAAUCGGUCCUCGCUUUGUCCUUACGCCAAUCGUGAUACAGGAGGGCUCCUUUGGUGGACCGAUCAUCUACCAGAACCGAGAGUUUGUGUCGCCAAACCAAGUCAGGUCUGACCUCCGCAGAGGCAAGGCUACACGACACAACGCAAGGGCAGAGCAGACCGUGGCACGGCUGUCGCGGAAGGGAGAUCUUGGACUACGUACCAAGGGUCCUCAGAGGCAACCGAAAGGUUAUGCCGUGAAAUAUAUUAGUGCCGUCUCGGUCCGAGUCAACGACAUCAGCGACAUGUCUCCUGCCCAUCCCGCCGUCCCUUCUCCAUCCAACUUCACUGAGCCGACCCUCUGA